Molecule: messenger RNA, 1566 nt
Organism: Botrytis deweyae
Lineage: Eukaryota; Fungi; Ascomycota; Leotiomycetes; Helotiales; Sclerotiniaceae
Exons: 2
Coding region: 1-1566 (521 amino acids)
Molecular function (GO): zinc ion binding; nucleic acid binding
Source: RefSeq, a predicted model, not a curated record
AUGGAUUCGUGGUAUCUCCAACAAUCGAGAAAUACUGCUGAUAUCACCAAGUUUCAAAAUACUCCAAAUGUUAAUACAGUUAUGCAAGCCAUCGCGAACGUACAGAAUGACCUUAGAAUGACUACAGAGACAAUCAAAACCACAGUAAUAACAGUUCAGCAUACAGCAGAAAUGCAUCAACAGAUAGUGAUGAUAAGUCAAGAAACAAAUCAGACAAUGAAAGAAGCCGCUGAGUCGGGGAAAGCAACAACUAUACUCCUUCAUAAUGCAACAAAUAAAAAAACAAAAGUGACAAAUGACAUCACAAAAAUGGUUCAAUCAGGUCCCCCUUCCAAAGUCUCAUAUGCAUCAGUACAAACCUAUAACAAUCUCUACUCAAACAUUUCGUUCCUUCAAGCACAACGUGAAAUCAUCGUAGAGAUUACAGACGCAGGAACCAUAGAAAGCCUAAGGACGAAAACCCCCAGAAAUCUACAGAAUCAUGUUGAUCGUGCAAUUGAGCAAAGCAAAAACAGUCAUAUUGAAAAGAUACGUAGUGCAUCAGCCAAUCAACUUAAAAGCGGAGACCUCAGCAUCAAGACAUUGAACAGAAGCGAUGCGGAGGCAUUGAAACGAUUUGCAGAAGAUUGGAUAGCCCGACUCGGGAAAGGUACGACUAUUCGCCUACCCACAUAUGGUAUACUUGUACAUGGAAUCAGGAUCAGCUCGAUGGACAUGGAAAAGUUUGACGAGAUCAAAGCUGAACUACUACACGAUAACAGAGCAUUCGUGCCAAAUGCAGAUAUCAAAUAUAUUGGGUGGCUAUCCAGAGCCGCGCUUACUAAAAGUGCCUCAACCAUAAUUGUGGAGUUUACCAACCCAGAAGACGCCAACAAGAUAAUUGACAAAGGUCUUAUCUGGCAGGGAGAGGCAUUUCAAUGCGAGAGAUAUGACAGACCAUGCCGACUGAAGCAAUGCUAUAAGUGUCAAAGAUACGGCCACAUAGGAACCCAGUGCAAAGCGAACACAGCAUGUGGCUACUGUGCGAAAGCACACAACUCGAAAGAUUGUCCUGAUAAAUCGGAUAAGUCCACUACAAGGAACUGCGUGGUGUACAGAGGAGCACACGAAGAAUGGAAUAAUCGAUGUCCGGCUCGCAAGGAAGAGUUGAGCAAAGUGAAAGCAGCAUAUGAUACUAGACAACCAUAUCACUUCGUCCCAUCAUCAAAAGAUAAAUUACCACUUAAUCAGACUAACCCCUACUUAACACCAACAGAAUCGGCAAUGAUAGCCCACGGAAGCCAGAGGGGGAGACCAGGCAAUAUAUCAACAGGACUGACCCCCUCUACACCAUCACUCAUACCAGGGAGACAAAAUGCUCGAAGCAAAUCUCCUACCAAGGGUAGAGCUACUAAAAGAAGCUAUACGGGAAAUACAGCAGAAAGCAGACAGGAUGAAAAUGAAGACGUGAUCAUGGGGGAAGUCAAUCAAAGGUCACGUAGACCACACAUGCCAUCCAGAACGGCAUUAGAAUCAACAACAACGAACUCAAUACUCAGCUCCCAAUGGAACACUGAGGAAUCGUGA